AAUGCAGAGUGUCGGGCCUGGGCAAAGCAUACUGCGAGUGUAACAGUGGAUACACAGGGGAGGCGUACGACAGAGAAAUAUCCAGUGAGAUACAACGUUGGCUCGUGCAGCGACAGAGGACCCAUUGAGGUUCCCAUUGUGUAUGACCAUGGAGACACAGAGUCCACCAGCAACUUAUAUGGACCCAAUUCAAGAAGGGAGUUUGAAGCUGGUUUCAUCACAUUCAGAGCAAUAAACAAUGAAUGUGCAGCCAUGGCUAUCUGCUCCGGAGUUAAGCCGACUGGAUGCAACACUGAACGUUACUGUAUAGGAGGAGGUGGAUACUUCCCUGAGCUGCCCCCCUAUGAGUGUGGGGACUUCCCAUUAUUUGACUUGAAUGGACUGCAUGUGGAUCAAGGCUGGAGUGCUUCCAAAGAGAUAAUUGAGGCGGCUGUUUUACUGUUCUACCGCUGAUGGCAAAACUACAUCAUACUCAUCUGACAACGACAUU
Molecule: messenger RNA, 490 nt
Organism: Thunnus maccoyii (southern bluefin tuna)
Lineage: Eukaryota; Metazoa; Chordata; Actinopteri; Scombriformes; Scombridae
Product: intelectin-like
Exons: 4
Source: RefSeq, a predicted model, not a curated record